Molecule: messenger RNA, 1332 nt
Organism: Beauveria bassiana ARSEF 2860
Lineage: Eukaryota; Fungi; Ascomycota; Sordariomycetes; Hypocreales; Cordycipitaceae
Product: RNase H domain containing protein
Exons: 3
Coding region: 1-1332 (443 amino acids)
Source: RefSeq, a predicted model, not a curated record
AUGAACUGGGUCAUCUUCGUCUCAUUUGACGAUGGUGUGCAAUGGGCUUUUCGAUCCCCUCGCACCGGUUGCGAGGCCAUCAUUUCAGACGACUCUGUAAAGAAGAUGCUGCUCAGCGAAGUGGCGACUCUAAAGGUUCUAAGAGAGAAAACUACGGUCCCCGUGCCAGAAGUGUACUCUUUCAGGUUUGGGGUACUCAUCGCAUCGUGCGAUAACGAUAUAGGGGUGCCGUACAUUCUCAUGAGCAAAGCGGCCGGUCGCUCUCUACGGGAGUAUCACUGGAUCAAUUGCACGACAUCGAGCUUCACGGCUGACCCUUUGCGUUUGCCCCUACCCGACGGAGCGAGAGAAAAUAUUAUGAGACAGCUGGGUGACAUAACGGGCCGUCUAUCCAGGCUUCGUUUCGACAAGAUUGGCUCUGUAUUCGAGGAUGGCCUCGGGAGCUACGUGGUCGGCGAGUGCCUCUCCCCAGCCUUGAUCUGGCAGCACCGAGACUCACUUGAGGACACUGCCGUAGAGCGCGGCCCUUUUACAUAUGAUGGCCAGUAUUUGGCCUCGCUCAUCUCCGCCCUUGUCGGCCACGCCAAGGAACUGGCGGCGGCGAAUCGCUGGAGCGACUAUGUUGCGGUUGGUGCCAACGUUGAAAACAGCAAAAAUGUUCUGGAUUUCUGCCUUGCGGGACAGGUAUUACAGCAAAUGAUACCUCGCAUUUCCAUGCCCGAAAAGUCCUACACGUUGUUUCAUCCCGACCUCAAUCUCGGGAACAUAUUUGUCGACGGCGAGUUCAACAUUACCUGCCUCAUCGACUGGGGCUCUGCGUCGAGCGGUCCUCUGAGCGAACUGCUCACCACGCCGGGCCUACAGACGCGUCCCCCAGAGCAGCAGUUCAGCGCGUUCCGCCAAGGCUUUGCUGCAGAUAAUCCGCCGCCCGCGGAAUCCUGGGACAAGGCCGACAUGAUGUGGUCCUUUUCUCGUCUUGUGCGUUUGACAUCCAAGUAUGACUUUGCUCAUUUAAAAGACUUGUACAGGCUUGUCUAUAGAGCAGACGCAGAAGACGACGAUGUUACUGAAUUAUUCCGUAGAAUGGCGGCAGAGGAAGAAAAUAAAAAACUUUUGGAGGAGCUCCGUGAGAAUGACCUGGCAGCUUCGGAAUUGCACAAGUUGGAGGCUGCCGCCUUUGGUACUAGAGCCAACUCGACCGAUAGUCGUGCGAUUGCGAGGAAGCUCAGCGUGGUGGCGGAGAUGAAUAAGAAUUUUGUGACAACGUCGAAGUUGUGGCGAUGGAUCGAGGCCGCUUUGGAAACACAGCCUGAUACACCGCAGUCUUUAUAG